Molecule: messenger RNA, 3675 nt
Organism: Pseudozyma flocculosa PF-1
Lineage: Eukaryota; Fungi; Basidiomycota; Ustilaginomycetes; Ustilaginales; Ustilaginaceae
Exons: 1
Coding region: 1-3675 (1224 amino acids)
Biological process (GO): mRNA catabolic process
Cellular component (GO): P-body; exosome (RNase complex)
Molecular function (GO): RNA binding; 3'-5'-RNA exonuclease activity
Source: RefSeq, a predicted model, not a curated record
AUGCUCGCAGCUCGCAGGUCAGCGGCCGCAGCACGGGGCGCCCCCUCGCUCGCCGCAUCCCUCCUCGUCAUCCUACACCGCCAGCUGCACUCGUCCGGCCCGCCCCUCCUCCGAUCAGGCAAGGACUCUGCAAACGCACGCCGCAACAACCGCAACAAGAACGGAUCAGGCGAUCCCUCCUCUUCAUCCUCGUCGCCUCGUCCCGCCUACGACCUCGAAAAGCGCUUCCGCGACCUCGACCAACUCUACCCCACCCCUAACACCACCGCCCUCGAAACCGAAGCCGACGCCCAAGCCCACACCGACGCCGACCUCGACAACGCAGAACAGCGACGCAGGGAUCGCAUCACCGAAAAGCUCCUCAAUGCCGCAAAGCUCGGCAACCCGCCCGUCCGCGCACCCUCGGGCUCCGACCCCUACGCCGGGUGGAAGCCCUCUCCCGGCUCCUCGUCCAGCCGCAACCUCGGCAGGCCAAAGCUCAGCGACGAAGCAAAGGCCAAGGCAGAGGCGAGGCUCCGUAGGCACGCCAUGGACGUCAACGCCCUCCUCGGCGGCCACACCGCCGGCCGCCUCAACCAGCCCCUCGUCACCCGCGAAGACGCCGGCGUCGGCCCAGACGACGCCGACGACGCCCUCUACCUCGACCACUUCCUCUACCCUCCCCGCCGCAUCCAGGCCGGCGACUUUGUCGAGAUCCGCACCGCGGGCAUCAGCGCCAUCGGAAUCGUCCUGCCCAAGCCCGACGACGAGCGCGACCUGCCCGCCUCGGCGUCCGCCUCGCAGGUCGAGGCCCACAAGAAGAAAAAGGUGCUGCGCCUCGACGGCGAAAUCUUUGUCCUCCUCUCGACGGGCGUCGUCACCAUCUCGCGCGACACCGACGUCAUGAUACAGGUGCCCCGCAUGGUCGAGCGCGGACUCACCUACCGCGCCGCCGCCGCCACGCGCUCCCACGUCAGCUCCUCGAACCUCGACGGGCCCUCGACCUCGGACGGCGCACACGACCCGCACGACGCCAGCGGCAGCGCCGGCCAGUCGGCCCCCGGCGAAGCGACCCCCGCCACCGAGGAGCCCAUCGACGAGCCCCGCUUCGAGGCGCGCGCCUCGAUCUGCAACAAGCUCCGCAUCAUUGAGCGCCAAAAGGUCCUCGAGGUCCAGAGGCUCCUCCCCGCCUUCCGAUCCCUCUUCCUCGACGACGACAACGUCGGCGGCAGCACCCGUUCCGCGCACGUCCCUUCGGACAGGAUGGACCUCGCCACGGGCACCAUCACCACCUACGAGGCCACGCGGCUCAUGCAGGACCGCCUCGCCCGCACCGGUGCCGACGGCCAGGCGCGGCGGGACCCCAUCACGGUGGCCACGAUGCUCGCCGCCCACACCCUCCUCAUGGACACGCCCACCCACUUCCUCGCAGACACGCUCUCGCACCGCACCAGCCAGCUCUACACCUGCCGGAGCCCAGAGGAGCGCCGCACGCUGCGCGUCCUCGAGCGCUGGGUCAAGUCGGCCCCGGGCUCCGAGGCCCAGUCGCACAUCGACGCCUUCUGCGCAAAGGCGCGCACCGUCAUGGCCUGGUCCGCCGCCCACCCGUACCGCGGUGACGGCCCGCCCCGCCGCAUCGACGCCGAGGGACUCGACGUCCAGUGGUCCGACGAGGACCGCCUGAUCCUCUCGUUCCUCGAGGCCAGCCUCGGCAGCCGACGGGCCAUCCAGGACGACACCCACGGCAGCAUCGCCAUGGAGAUCCUCAAGCGCGCCGGCGCCCACAUCCGCGUCCGGCCGCAUCCGGCGGGCAGGCCAGACAUGGAGCUCGACGAGGCCGCCGACACCUUGCUCUUCCCCGCCUCCCCCACGUCGUCGGCCGAGCUGUCGCCGGCGACCACCACUGCCUCCGAGGCGGCCGCCACUGCCUCGCCGGCGUCGGAGCUCGACGCCCACGCCUACGAGAUCCUCCGAGAGCUCGGCGGCGUCAUCCUGGCGGGGCCCGACCUGCAGCAUGCCCUCGUCCUCCGCUUCCUCAAGGACGUUGGCUACCUCGCUCCGUGGCACAACCCCCUCCGCCUCGACACCACCUUCCGUACCCUCGUCUCGGGUGAGGGCGACGGGCAGCCGGAGCCGCACGGGUCCGAGGAGACGACCGCCCCCGUCGCCUCGGCAUCGACUACUCCUUCACCUUCCUCGGCCUACCAGCUCGGCAUCGACGCCGACGUCGAGGCGAUCCGACACGACUUUGGCAAGGACCUGCCGGUCUACGUCAUCGACGACGCCGGCGCCUUUGAGCUCGACGACGGCAUCUCGAUCGAGCCGAUCGCGGGCAGCGAGGACCAGGCGUGGGUGCACGUCCACAUCGCCGACCCGACGGCCUCGAUGCGGCCCGACGACGCGCUGGCCACGCGCGCGCGCCGACGCUUCAGCACCCUCUACUUUCCCGAGGCGCGCUGGGCGCUGCUGCCCGACGACUUUGUCAGUGCCGGCGUCGGACUGCGCGCCCCGACGGCCGAGUCGACGCGGGCGGGCCAGGGGCAGCGCGUCAUGACAUUUAGCGCCAAGAUCGACGCGCGCAACGGCCAGGUCGACGACUUCCACGUCCGGCCGGCAUGGGUGCACAACGUCAACGUCGUGUCCUACGACCGCGUCAACGAGAUGCUGCGGCAGUCGUCGGCCAGCGGCGACCUGGUCCGGCUGCACCGCAUCGCUCGUGCGCUCGCCGCCGCGAGGAUCCGGGGCACGGCCAUCAACGCGUGGCGCCGCAGCGCGUCGCUCUCGCUCUCGCCGCUGCCGCUCCCGGACACGAUGGUGUCCUCCGCGCGCCUUGACGGCCCGCGCUUCUACACGGGCUCGCCCGACGUGUCGCUGUCGGUCUUGUCGGUGCAGGAGGACCCGAGCGUGCACGCGUCGCAGUUCCUCGUCGCGGAGCUGAUGCUGCUCGCGGGACGGGUGGCGGGAGCGUUUGGCGAGCAGAGGGACGUGCCGCUGCCGUACCGCCUCCAGCCGCGGCCCGAGGACCCCAAGGACCUCGAGCGAAUCCUGGCGAUGCGCGACCCGGACACGGGCGGCGUCGACUUUGAAAAGAUGAUCAUCGAGGACCUCACCAUCCCGCAGGGCCAGUACAGCGACCACUCCGGCGAGCACUUUGCCAUGGGCAUCUGCAACCGCGAGAGCCUGGCCGUCGGCGCGGACGCGCUGUCCAAGGGCGGCUACAUCCGCGCCACGUCGCCGCUGCGCCGGUACCCGGACAUGGUGGCGCACUGGCAGCUCAAGUCGUCGCUCCUCGGCCGACCCUUGGCGUUUUCGCGCACCGAGCUGCGCCACCGGCUGGGCCAGUUUGAGCGCUCCGAGCUCCUCUCCAAGCAGCUCAACCGCGCCGCCAGCCGCGCGUGGAUCCUGCGCGCCAUCGAGGACGCGCUGCAGCGUCGCCGCGAGGGGCGUGCCACCGAGGCCGACGCGCGCAUCCUCGGCCCGCACCAGGCCGUCCUCACGCUCGCCCACGUGCGCAUCAACUCGCUGACGCUGGGCGCCCGCCUGCGCGUCCAGGUCGAAGGCCUGGGCAUGACGGCCGACAUGAUCUGGGACGCAAAGAAGUGGUCGCCAAAGACGGGCGCGCGCUUCACCGUCGAGGUGGCCGCCACCGUGCAGGCGGGUCUGCGGUCGGCGCUCGUGGUCAGGGAGGUGGCGUAG